Messenger RNA from Toxotes jaculatrix (banded archerfish), 4041 nucleotides. It is a transcript of the gene sh2b1, whose product is annotated as SH2B adaptor protein 1. The record is from RefSeq and is a predicted model, not a curated record. The transcript has 9 exons. NCBI's taxonomy places the organism in Eukaryota, Metazoa, Chordata, Actinopteri, Toxotidae. Gene Ontology annotation, molecular function: transmembrane receptor protein tyrosine kinase adaptor activity. Gene Ontology annotation, cellular component: plasma membrane. Bases 591 to 3461 code for a protein of 956 amino acids. Gene Ontology annotation, biological process: intracellular signal transduction.
GGGGCAGCGCGAGAAGAAGGGGGUCCAGGCAAGGCAUAGCAAUAUUCAUAUUUAGCGACAACAACAACCUUUACGAAAAUGAUUGUUCCGUGAUGAAAGAAUGGUGAAAUGUGAGCCAGUUUCACCCAAAGACACGGAUGAAAGCACUGGACUGUGAUAUACAGGAUGUGGCCUCGCUUCUCUGGAUCUAUGACAGAUGAUGAAGAAGGGGCCGACCGUGUGAAUCCAACUCCUCUUACCUCCUCUACCCUUCCAUUUACUGGCUGAAACACAUACUGUAUUUUCUUGUUGAAACGCUAAAGUAUUUAAUUGCACAAAAUAAUGUAGCAGACAGCUUAGCCUUGGAGAUAUUUGACCUCUUUGAAACCCCAUCUUUCAGGGGUCUGGUGCAUUGUCUGUUUAACUUUUCAUUUUAGAUGGGGUUGAGCACAACACCUCAGUUCACACUCAUUUGUAAAUUAUUAGACCAAUGUGCCGUGUUUGCCUCCCGUCAGUUACCCCAGCUGUGCAAUCACUUCAGGUUUCUGUUGCAUGUUUGAAGUGAUUUGAUAGACCAACGGGUCAGUCAGCGCCCCUGGCCUUUCAGGAGGAUGAACGGCUCUCUUUUAACUCCGCCCAGUCCACGGGCGACAAACUCCUCUCCAUUACCUCCCUCACCUUCCCCAUCUCCAUCCCCACCAUCUCCCUCUUUGCUGCCCCUGUCCCCUCGGCCACCCCCUCUCCCACCUCUGGUGAGCCCUCCACCCCAGGCCCACCCAUCCUCCCUCUCAGACACCCCCACACCCUCCCCCUCGCCUUGCCUGAGCUGGACCGAAUUCUGUGAGCUUCAUGCCCGCGUUGCAGCCGGUGACUUUGCACGCCACUUCCGGGCUUUUCUCCUGGAAAAUCCUCACUACUCCCCUGAUUCAGCAGCCGCCUUCUGCCGGCGCUUCACUGACCGCUUUGUUCGUCACUUCCAGAGUGAGCUGGAGGGGGCGCUCCCGCCAAGCUGUGCUUCUGGUAGGGACGAAAUGGUGAGCUGGGCUCCCCAGUCAGAUGCUACUUCCCUGGAAGAGGAAGCAGUCUCCCCUUUGUCAGCAACCGGGGGAGCAGUCCUCCCAUGUCCCCAAACUAACACAACACGGGCUUCAUCCAAGCCUGCACCGACACGGCUGGUGUUGGAGAACCGCAGCGGGGACAGGUUUCAAGAUUCUUAUGCUCACGGCCAAGUCCUGCCACCAUCGUCCUCAUCGUCAUGUUGCUCCUCAGUGGGAGGGAACAACGGGAGGCGUGAAGAGAGAGGGGCCAUGAUUGCCCCUGGGAAUGGGGAGGCACCAGUUGAGGAAGAGGAGGACAGCUGGCUCGGGGUGUCUUCUGUCGGGGAGGAUGUUGAGCCAGAAGAACGGGAAGCAGAGUCCACAGAGGUGGACAGUGCUGACCCCUCCCACACUCCUCAGAUUCCACCUUCCUCAUCCUCCGCCAGUCCUCCACCCGACUCCAAAGGUAACAGCACGCCCAACUCCUCCAAAAACAAACUGAAGAAGCGCUUUUCACUGCGGAGUGUGGGUCGUAGUGUUCGGGGGAGUGUCCGGGGCAUCCUUCACUGGCGAAGCUCCUCCAGUGACUCGGCCCAGAGCCAGCUGCCCUCCAGCUACAGCUACACUAUGGGUGUGCAGGACGCUAGCUUGGUUUCAGCCUCUAAGAGGAACUCUGGUACGCAGCCUCCCACACCCACCUCCUCCAUGCCUGUCUCUCUGUCCAUGCCCCUCUCCCUCCCCCACUCCUCCUCCUCCUCUCUGCCUCCCUCAUCUUCAAGCAGCGCCACCUCUCUGUCUCUGUCGGAGGCCGCUCGGGAUCGGCGGCGGAGCAACGGUGAAGGAGGUGAGAAGGAGAAGUGGAGCCAUCGUCUGGAGAAGCUCAGACUGUCACGAUCCCCUCCUCCUGUCCUCACCCCCACCGCCGCCGGCUCUCACUCCACCUCCUCCACACUGCCUCCGAGUAGUGCUGCCGCCGCCGCCAUGGGACCUCCACGAAAGGUAGGCCGGCUGGUGAGAGAGGGAGGAGUGAGCGUUAGCUCAUCCAGUGAUGAGUUAAGUGGGAGCCACGGCUUUUCUGGCUUCUCGUUCGGUCUUCUGCAUCACGGUACGGACAACAACAACGCUGCCUCAGCUUCAUCUGCAGCAGCUCAGACAGGCCAGGUGCAGCCUCUAGCCAGUGGAGGGAACGUGCCCUGGAGAGGAGGACGCUGGCAUAAAUGUCGUCUGGUCCUCAGAGAAAGGGACAGAGAGGGUGGUGAGCGGGGAGAGGAGUACUACCUGGAAUUCUUCAUUCCACCCAAAUCGUCAAAGCCGCGGCUGACAGUCCCUUGCUGUUCAAUUGUUGAUGUGAGGAGCACCACAGCGCUGGAGGUCCCUGACAAGGAGAACACCUUUCUGCUGCAGCUGGAAGGGUCAGCGCAGUAUGUGAUUGAGACACGAGAUGCUGUCCAGAUGAGAGCCUGGCUGAAUGACAUCAGGAACGGCAUCUGUCUCAGUGAACAGGAAGAUGCUGAAGGUGUGUGUGGGGGGCCAUUAGACAUCAGUGGAACUCCUGAAAUCGUCGAUCGUCUUUCACAAGUGUGUUAUGGAGGUAUAGGAGGCUCCUCACCUCUGAUGGAUCCUCUCCCACCGGAGCUGCCACCUCGAGCCCCUCUCGACGAACCAGACGGCCGUAUUCUUGGGGGAGGCGGGGCCAGUCUGGGCACACCUUUCGCCGAGACACCUGAUGCCACAGGGUCCUUCCUGUUCUCUGAGGUGACGUCUGCUGAGGUGGUGGAGCAUCCUCUCAGCGAAUGUCAGUGGUUUCACGGCACGCUGUCCCGCCUCAAAGCUGCUCAGCUGGUGUUGGCUGGAGGCCCGGCGAGCCAUGGCGUCUUUCUAGUUCGCCAGAGCGAGACACGGCGUGGGGAGUACGUCCUGACCUUUAACUUCCAGGGCAAGGCCAAGCACCUCCGUUUGUCCCUGAACGAGGACGGUCAGUGUCGAGUGCAGCACCUGUGGUUCCAGUCCAUCUUCGACAUGUUGGAGCACUUCCGGGUGCACCCGAUCCCCCUGGAGUCUGGCGGCGCCUCGGACGUCACGCUCAUCAGCUUCGUGGGUGCCACAGCUGUUCGCCAGCCAGACUUGACCAGCAGACCCCGUAGCCCUCCUCAGCCUCCUCCGCUGCCCCCGGGCCGGCCGCCGCCCCCGACUCCACCCCAGGAGAGAGGAAAUGAGACGGAGCUGGGAGGGGGAGGAGGAGCAACUGUGGUGACGAUAGCAGUAACAGGAGGAGGAGGAGGAGGAGGAAGCGGAGGCAGCGGAGGUGGUAGUGGAGGAGGAGUGGAGGACUGGGAGGAGAGGGACAGGGACACUCCUCUCCGCCAACUAGAAGCUGUGGAGGGAGAAGAGAGGGAUGGAGCGAGGGCGCCCCGAGCCAUCGAUAACCAGUACUCCUUCUUCUGAUGAAGGGAAGGCCAAGAGGGGGAGGAGUGUGUAUGUAUGUUUGUGUUUCUGACUGUGUGUGUGUGUGUGUGUGUGUGUGUGUGAGUGAAAGUGAGAUUGGAUGAGGCGGCGUACAUCAUAGCCAUUCAUAACCAGUAUUUUUAUUUUGUUAGCAAGUUGGAGGAGACGGAGGAGGAGGAGGUGUAAAAGUACUAACACUAUACGAGAGAGAGAAGACUUAAGCAGACAGAGAGACGGGCAAGAGCAGCUUUACAACACUAACUUAGCGGUACAUUUCUUUUUAUUUUUCUAGUCUGAUAAGCUUUGUUUCUGCCGGUACGCCUCACAGCAGGCUCUUUCUUCUAUGUGCAAGUGAACAGUAGUGAGAGUUUGAGCCCUGUGAAGCCAGCAGUCCCAAUACCUCACAGUGGUCCUGCCAAGACGGCACAUGCUCGCCAGAGGCCAAACAUACUCUACAGACAUUUCUACUGUGGCAGGUAGACCCAAAACAAUUCACUCUCAGUGGGACGGAGACAACGUUACAGCAACCUCCAUUAAAAAAAAAAAAACAUGAUCCGGGCUUAAAGCUUCUGCACAAACC